AUAAUAUCUCAAAUAAUGAGCCUGUUGUUGACCGUAAACCUUCCUUAUGUGCUGUACAAAAGGUGAUGUGCUGUGAUAUGCAAAUAGUGAACGAAUGCUCUGAUGCUCGUUACAACGAUUGCUCACCUCAUGCAAGAUGUAUCGACAAGACCGUGGGAUACACAUGUCGGUGUGUGCCCGGAUUUGCGGACGUCUCGCCCGAAGGACUGAAGCGACCGGGAAGACAAUGCAUUCCGUGUAAGUCUUUUACAAGGAGAGAACUGAGUUACAGUGAGAGUAAGAUCUACCAAGAUAACGGUGAAAGAUUUUACUUAUUAGCUCAAAAUAUCUGAUA
This is a messenger RNA of Strongylus vulgaris, 334 nucleotides long. The record is from the annotation of a GenBank genome assembly. Lineage: Eukaryota; Metazoa; Nematoda; Chromadorea; Rhabditida; Strongylidae.